ACCAGUGAAUGAAUGUGCAAGUGCAAAUUAUCACAUAUAAAUAGUAGGCUAUUUAUGUGCAAGUGUUUCAGAUUUCACCCUAAACGACCCUUCAUAGCAGUUGCAUUAGUACCCUUAUAAACAAACACAUGGUGUCAAAUUGCAAGUACGCACUUCCCGGUCUGGACUGAGGCAAAAUUUGAGAAUAACGCUCGAGUUUCCCAUAAGAGAUCUCAGCUGAACCGCGUAUGCGUAACCAUUACUAUCAAUAAAACCUCACUGUUGGGGAGGCUUUCUUCUCGUCUUUACCCGCAUUUUGCUCCAGAUCUCGAGUUAAAGCGUUACUUUACCAGCUGGUGAAGACAAGGAGAUGUCUUCAGUAAAGACAGAAGACUCUGCCACUGGCACAGGUGUGGUGAAUGAUGGACGGCUUGUAUAUAAGGAUAAAGAAGUAAAUGAGAAUGCCAGACCUGAAGAUCUCUCAGAGAUGUUGGCUGCAGGGACCAAAGAUGUUCAUGACAAGGCAGAAAAUACACAGUUCGUCAAAGACUUCCUUCGGGGGCGUAUAUGCAAGGAGGUUUUUAAGUUCGGUGCAGUGGCCCUGUACUACACCUACACAGCCAUGGAGGAGGAGAUGGAGAGGAACAGGGAGCACCCACACAUCGCCCCGCUUUAUUUCCCCAGCGAGCUGCACCGUCAUGAGGCCUUGGCCCGAGACGUGGAGUACUUCUAUGGUGGAAACUGGAAAAGCCAGAUCACCUGCUCCACCGCCACCCAGCGCUACGUAGACCGUAUUCGCGAAUUGGGCCGGGAUGACCCGGUGUUGCUGGUGGCCCACGCCUACACCCGCUACAUGGGUGACCUCUCGGGAGGCCAGGUGCUAAAGAAGGUGGCCCAGCGUGCCCUGAAGCUGCCACCCACUGGUGAAGGGGUUCACUUUUACCAGUUUGACACCAUCCACAAUGCCAAAGCGUUCAAGCAGCUGUACCGGAGCCGCAUGAACGAGCUGGAGCUGGAUGCUGAAACCAAAGAGAGGCUCGUUAAGGAGGCUGUCAAGGCCUUCAACUUCAACAUAGAGGUUUUCCAAGAGCUUGAGGAGUUGGGAAAAACAAUUGAGGAGGAUGUUUUGGAUGGAGGUCCUGUCCAUGGUGACAUUCAGGGAGAUAUCAGCAAAUGUCCUUACUAUGCUGCUAAGAUGGCGGCCAGCGGGGGAUCGGCUUACGCAUGUCAGAUGGCCAUGUCUGUCCUUAGAAACCCCACAGGCCAAGUACUAUUGGCUGUAUGGAUUGCCGCCCUUGCUGGACUGACUGCUUGGUUCUUCAUGUGAUCUAUGAAGACAGACCAACCCCGUGUAAAACUUUAAACCUUUUAUGCUGACAUAGCCGCACAUUCCAUCACCCAUAUCCUAAUGUUAAACAGUAAAACAGUUUUUGGAUUAGUAUGAAAGCUUCCAUUACCAAUGGUAGAAGUAAGGAAUGACUGAUAAAGUGUGUAAAGGCUUUGAUUGUGUUCAAUGUACAAACACCUAAUUCAUCACUUUCUACCUGUGAAACCACCCAUUGGCAUUUUAGCUGUUGGGACACUCUGUUCUUUUAAAUUAUACUGUAUUCUUAAAUUUACUUCAAACAUCUUCAAAUGGAGGAUCUGGGUAGCAUAGUUUAUUUUGAAUUGAAAUCUACUUAAUAGUAUCAAACCCAGAUUUGUUUAUGCUAUGGUAGGAUUUAACUAAACAGCAGGUAGUUAAAAAGAAAAUGGGAAAAUAUUUCUUGAAAUAAUGGAGUAGGGAUUCUUAAUGAUGUAGAAUAGAUGGUAUUCUUUUCUAGAAUACCAUUUUAUUCUACACUUUAGUUUAUCUUUUUACCGUGAGUUUAAUGAUCUGGUUAACUGUUCUUCCUAAUCUCAAAUUUGCUUCUAAAAGACAGUUGCAUGCGACAGUCUUAUCUGCAGGGCAGAUUGCUGAGGUGGAACUAAAAGGUAGCUACUUUCCUACAAUUUACAGGAAAGAUUGGUCUAUUGUUAACGGUUUAAAAAAGCGCUAAUGGGAGGGUAUUGCUGAGUUUACUUGCUUGAAAGUCUUUUGAUAUAACGACCAAACUACAUUCUGAGCUUUCACGGCCAACUACCAUUCCUACCCAGUUCAGUUCUUGGUGCGUUAUGCAGUGCUGAUGGUAGUUUUCAUAUUUGACUUGAUUGUAUACAAGCUCACAUUACUAUUACUUUUUAUAAGUUGUUAGUGAAACACUGGAAAAGAUUGUAAUGGAGAUACUGAGUAACCUUUCAGUUAAAUGAAGGAACAGUAUUGAAAGAAAGCAGGCACAUGUGUAGAAGUUAUCUUUGGCAGUGUUUUCUAAUUGGUCUCUGGGGACCCUUAGAUGGUCCAAAUUUUUGCUCUGUCCCAUCUCACCACAGCUGAACACGGCACCUGAUGGUGUGCUGGGCAUUAGGAUGGAGCAAGCAUGUGGUCUGGGCCAAUUUGUGGAUUACCAUCUGGGGCCUUGCAGAGCAUGUUUGGUAUGUUGCUGACUGGUGAUUUUAAGCAUUUUUGCGCUAUGCGGUUAUGUUGCAUUUAUGUUGAGGGAGGGAAGUUACAACUGAUGUUUUGUUGUGCAUCCUCUUACCAAACCAACAAACUUUUUGACACAGUUGUCACUUUAAAGAUGCAUUCUUUUUUUUUGGGGAAACAGUCAUACCCCUAGCACUUGAGUUGCUAUGAGGACAAAGUUGGAGUCAUGUUCCUCUCCAAUUCAUAGACAAAGCUGUGUGCAAGAACCAGGGAAGUUUAUGUAAAUAAGAUAAUAUAAAAAGGAAAGAGCAAAGAAAACCCUAGGUUUGACAAAAAAAGCUUGUUCAAUACUCCAUAAAUCUUUAAACAUGGAUGUCUGCUGAUGAAGAUAGUGUGGGAUCUUGUUACUAUUUACUGUGUACAGCAGACAGGUUAUGUCUCUAGACUCCUGUAGUUGAGUGUCUACUAAUAUUUAAGUUGUAAAAGUGUUCACAAACUACUACUACUUAGCAGUAUACAAUGGUUAUGAUACUUUUUCAUUCAUGGAACUGAACUGGAUUUGAGUCUGUGGGCUAUCGGUAUGCUUUUGCCAGGGUCACUUUAAAUAUUUUUGAUACAAUGUGAGACAUGCUGAGAUUCUGAAACCAAAGGAUUAGGUCUUCGAGGUUUCCCUCAUAGUUAAUCUUUUCUUGCACCUAAAGCAUAAAUCGUUUUGCUGGAUGUGGUUCCUGCCAUGUCAGCUGCAACAGCAUGAUUGUAUUUAAUAGAGUUUGAUAGUUAUUCUUCACUUAAAGGUGUAUAAUGUAGGAUUUUAUAUUUUACAUUAAGUAAAGCAAUCAGGUUAUGUGAUGUACUGAUGUUUCUGUGGAGUAGGUUUCAAAAAAGGCAAAAGAGCUGUGGCCAAAAAAAGUUACAAAUUAAUUCAUGAUUGUGCUUGCAAAAAGACACUGACCAGAUGGUAAAGGCUGAAACAUCAACAAAAAUUUAUUACAACAAACUACUUAUUACCCACAGCAGAUUCCAAGAGCAAUAGACCAAUUAUUAAUUUAUUCCUACAUAUUGCACCUUUGUAACAGGGCUUAAGUGGAUUAUAAUUAUAGUAGAGUGGUUUUAAAUUUUAACAGAUGGAUUACUAACUGCUAUUGUCAACAAGGACCAGAUGUGGCUGUAAUAAUAAUAAUAAUAAUAAAAAUCAUCAUCAUCAGUGUUA
Messenger RNA from Electrophorus electricus (electric eel), 3692 nucleotides. RefSeq names its product heme oxygenase 2b (gene hmox2b). Gene Ontology annotation, biological process: heme catabolic process; response to oxidative stress; heme oxidation. Lineage: Eukaryota; Metazoa; Chordata; Actinopteri; Gymnotiformes; Gymnotidae. The record is from RefSeq and is a predicted model, not a curated record. Gene Ontology annotation, molecular function: heme oxygenase (decyclizing) activity; heme binding.